This is a messenger RNA of Microthlaspi erraticum, 1218 nucleotides long. Lineage: Eukaryota; Viridiplantae; Streptophyta; Magnoliopsida; Brassicales; Brassicaceae. The record is from the annotation of a GenBank genome assembly.
AUGAAGAGAGGAAACAAAGAGAAGAAUCUUCAGAACCACAAGUCCUCACAACAAGAUCACGGCGGAGAUAAGUCAUCAGAUGCAAUCUAUAUCCCUUGGGAUAUUGUAACGGUCGAUAUACUCUCGAGACUCCCGUUGAAGUCAGUUGCGAGGUUCCGAUGUGUAUCGAAGCUAUGGUCAUCUCUUAUUAACGAAUGGAUCACGACUCGGUCUUUGACUCAGCCGCGCCUACUCGUCGUCAUACUCGAGCAUUCAUCUAUCUUCUCGUAUACUUAUCCUCUAAACUCUAACAGGACAUUCAUACCCGCAGACAAAGGGAGUCAUGCAUCAACUAGUGGGUUAAGUUCCUAUAUCUCGUAUCGAUAUGUCCACGGAUUAAUCUGUUGUUGGUCAAAGUCGGAAGAUCCGUUUAUGAUAUACAACCCUACCACGAGACAAUCCGUUUUAUUACCAAAGAUCAAAUAUUAUGAUAUAUUCAGCACUGGAUUAUUUGGGUAUGAUCCAGUAGAGAAUCAAUACAAAGUGUUGUGCUGCGAUAUGCAAGGACCAACUUUGGAGUGGUCUUGUCAAGUUUUCACAUUGGGAGGUCCAAAGAAACUAGAGCAAUGGAGAAAGAUUACCAUCACAGACAAUAAUUUCGCUCCACCUGAAUACGACUGUGUGGCUCCACCAAUGAGAUGUAGUACUAGUGUAUGCAUCAAUGGGACCAUCUAUUACACAGGAAGGACUGACAGCAGUAGAUUAGGGAGGUUCGACGUUAGAUUCGAGAGAUUUGAUCGUCUUCUCCACAUGCCAGAAACGAAUCAGAUUUGGGAUUCGAAAUUGGUAAACUAUCAAGGGAAAUUAGGUUGCGUGCGUUACAAGACUAACGGUAGUGCUGAGAUGUGGAUUAUGGAAGAAGAUGAUCAUAUGAAGAAACAAGAAUGGUCGAAGAUUGCAUUGUUCAUGAUGCCUCCGGAUCUAGCAGAUACGUUUAGUUAUAGGGGUAGUAUCACAGGUGUCACUCGUGAUGGUGAGGUUGUGAUAAUGCCCGAGACGUUGCGUUCUGCUGAAUCGUUAUACGCAUACUUUUAUGACCCGAAGCAAAACAAGACUAGAAGAGUUGAAUUCGAAAGCAGCUUGAGGAGGGGGAGCCAAAGUACAAUCUUUAGUGUCCCGGAUCACAUGGAGAUUACUACUACUAUGUCAUUGUUCGGGAAUAAAUAUGUGAAAAAAUAA